Molecule: messenger RNA, 1419 nt
Organism: Ipomoea nil (Japanese morning glory)
Lineage: Eukaryota; Viridiplantae; Streptophyta; Magnoliopsida; Solanales; Convolvulaceae
Product: beta-D-glucosyl crocetin beta-1,6-glucosyltransferase-like
Exons: 2
Coding region: 31-1374 (447 amino acids)
Molecular function (GO): UDP-glycosyltransferase activity
Source: RefSeq, a predicted model, not a curated record
GAGUGUGGCAAAAAGAAGCGACUAAUCAUCAUGGUGUCACUAGAAAGAAGACCUAAUGUUCUUAUGUUUCCAUGGUUGGCUUAUGGGCACAUCGUACCAUUUGUCGGACUAGCCAAGAAGCUUUCAGACAAAGGUUUCAUAGUUCACAUUUGUUCCACCGAAAUUAACCUUGUAUCCAUCAAGAAAAUGAUCCCUGAAAACUACUCCAAUUCCAUUACACUUACGAAACUCCUUCUGCCGGCGGCAGACUUCCCGGAGCUCCCCCCUCACUAUCACACCGCCAACGGCCUCCCGUCUCAUCUCUACGGCACUCUCCGAGAUGCCUUCAGAAAGUCCAAACCCUAUUUCGCUAACGUCAUGAAAACCCUCGCCCCCAAUUUGCUGAUAUACGAUUACAUGAAUCUCUGGGCGGAAGGUAUAGCGCACUCGCUUGAUAUCCCCGCCGUCCGUUUCUACAUCUCCAGCGCCGCUUCUUUCUCGUUUUUCUCUCAUUUCGUCAGAAACGCUCCCGGCGUCGCAUUCCCCUUCCCGGCGGUCUAUUUCAAGCCCCACGAGUUAUCGUUAAUGCACGAAAUGAAGGGCAACGUUAAGGGCGACGAGAAAGAUCCCGAUGAAAACUGGACGGCGCCACAGAAAGCGGUGCUGGUGAGUACUUCAAGUGAAAUCGAGGCGAAGUACAUCGGCUAUAUGUCGGAGCUGAUCAACUGCAAGGUGGUGCCGGUGCCGGUAGCCUCCAUAGUCGAAGUUCCCGGCGGCGGCGACGACGACGCCGAGAUCCUGGAUUGGCUCGGGAAGAAGAGCGAGAGGUCCACGGUACUAGUCUCGUUCGGAAGCGAAUACUUUCUGAGCGAGGAAGAAAUUGCAGAGAUCGCGCACGGGCUUGAGCUCAGCAACGUGAACUUCAUAUGGGUGCUGAGAUUCCGAAAAGGAGAAGAGCUAACCGCCGAGAAGGCGCUCCCUCAUGGCUACCUCGACAGGGUUAAGGAAAAAGGAAGAGUAAUAGAAGGAUGGGCGCCGCAGGCUAAGAUCCUUAACCAUCCUAGUAUCGGCGGAUUUGUUAGCCAGUGCGGUUGGAAUUCCGCUCUGGAAAGCAUCAAUUUCGGCGUUCCGAUCAUCGCCCUGCCGGGGUUCCUCGAGCAGCCGUUGAACGCGCGGUGUCUGGUUGACAAGGGAGUGGCUGUCGAGAUCGAGAGAGACAACGGCGGUAAGCUCCGGGGGGAAGAAUUGGCCCGCGUUGUGGGAGAGGUGAUGGGUGCAGGGAAACGUGGGGAGACAUUGAAGAGGAAUAUGAAGAAGACGAGUGAGGAUUUGAAGUUAAUGAGGGAGGAAGAGAUAGAUGCAGCUGUUCAAGAGUUGGAAAAACUCUGCAAUUAAUUUGCAAGCAUGCAUUCAUGGACAUAUUAUGUAUAAGUAAUUUAA